AUGCCUUAUAUAUAUGGAGUAAAGAAGGAAAACAAAUGCCAAUCAAAACCAUCUUCUGCCAAAGAAGUUAACAUUGAGAGUAUCUUCAGCUCAUUGAAUGCCAUGGACAAUCUUGCUUUCAUACUCUUUCUGGGAUUAGUUUCAGUAUUUGGCAAAGCAAAUGCACACACUUUCAAUGUCUUGGAUUUUGGAGCUACUCCUGGCACCAUUGAAGACAAUUCACAAGCAUUUCUCAGGGCAUGGAAUGCUUUGUGUAAUCUAACAACGGAAAAUCAUAUAUUGACUGUUCCAUUUGGAAAGGCAUUCCUGUUAAAUCCAGUGGUGUUUAAUGGCCCAUGCAACGCUAAGAAACUCACAUUUCAGAUACUAGGGGAAAUCGUAGCUCCAAGCUCACCAACAACAUGGAAUGGACUUGAUGCCGGUAAGUGGCUUACGUUUAGGGAUGUGAACGGGCUGACGAUCACUGGCUCCGGCGGUUUUGAUGGCCGGGGAAAGGGUUGUGAAUUACAGACAUUGAGUUUCCUAUCAAGCAACGACAUUACGCUCAGUAAUGUUCACUUCAUCAACAGCCCACAAGCGCAUAUCCUACUAUUUGGGUCAUCCGGUAUUGGCAUCGACAAUAUCUUCAUCAACUCUCCAGGAGACAGCCCUAACACUGAUGGCAUCCACAUCCAAUCAGCUCACAACAUUUCUAUCACAAACUCCAUAAUCGCCGCAGGUGAUGACUGUGUUUCAAUUGGUGAUUACACUUCUAACAUUGCGAUAUCAGAUGUAAAAUGCGGACCUGGUCAUGGAAUAAGCAUCGGAAGCUUGGGGAGGGAUGGCAACGAGGUGCAGGUAGAGAACAUUCAUGUGAAGAAUGUAAGCUUCUUUAACACUACCAAUGGAGCUAGAAUAAAGACAUGGCAGGUUGGGAGGGGCCACGUUCGAGACAUCUCAUUCGAGAAUUGCAAAUUCGAUUCUGUAGAGUACCCCAUAAUCAUUGAUCAAAACUAUUGUUCUCCUAGGGACGCUUGCAAGGAAAUGGUACACAAAAUACACCUUUUUCCCUCAAUUUGACAUUUGUGUAUAUUCUAUAUGAGACACUAGCUAAAAUUAGUCUUUCUUGGCAAAAGACAAGUGGAGUACAGAU
Tripterygium wilfordii is the source of this 1132-nucleotide messenger RNA. RefSeq names its product probable polygalacturonase At3g15720. The transcript is spliced from 8 exons. Bases 1 to 1059 code for a protein of 352 amino acids. Gene Ontology annotation, molecular function: polygalacturonase activity. Gene Ontology annotation, biological process: carbohydrate metabolic process. NCBI's taxonomy places the organism in Eukaryota, Viridiplantae, Streptophyta, Magnoliopsida, Celastrales, Celastraceae. The record is from RefSeq and is a predicted model, not a curated record.